Messenger RNA from Candidula unifasciata, 1461 nucleotides. The record is from the annotation of a GenBank genome assembly. Lineage: Eukaryota; Metazoa; Mollusca; Gastropoda; Stylommatophora; Geomitridae.
AUGGUAAAAAUGGAUUCGUUUCCAAAAAGUAAAAAAUACCUCGCCACGAGCACCCACUCAGACACUUCUUUAGAAAUGACACCAGUGAGCAAUGGCGAGUUGCUGUCAUCCCAGGCAGAAACAGACGAAUCCGUGAUAAUCACGGUGAUUGAAAAUGAAUACGUUGAUGUCGGGAUGUCUCGUCGAUCGUUGACAAUAAUUAACGUACAUAGUCCAGGUACCAGCAAUCAGUAUGAACAAUUCUUCACUUUUGGCUGGUUUGAUAUAAUUGUGUGCAUCUGUUCAAUCAUUUUAUUUUUUGUUGAUGUUGGAACGGAUGUUAAUCUUGCUGUAACGUAUUUCAAAAACAACAAGUGGCUGUGGGGAGCAGAAACGACAGUGAUUGUUGUGGUGCCAUCUAUUAUUGUAUCUUUUCUUGGACUUCAUUGGUACAUCAUUGAUUACCGCAAGGAAAAACAGAAGAAAAGACAGACGAGCAAUCAAUGUGUUUGGUUUCUGAGAAUAGUGUUUACACUGCUUCAGUGUGGACCAGUUUUAAGAACAGCAGAAUAUCUGUACACUGGUUGCAGAACUCGAUGUGAGGAUUUAAGCGCAGAUGAUGGUGACCUUUAUUAUGCCAGCAUGCUUCGCCAGAAUGUGGACAUCUGCCUGUUGCACCUGUUUGAGAGCUUCUUUGAAGCUGCCCCCCAGCUGGCUAUACAAAUCUAUAUUAUGAUUGAGUUGAAGCCGGACAAUGGCUUUCUGCAUUCGUCAUUAAUUGUACUGUCCUUACUGACAUCCUGGAGCAGCCUGGCCAUCUCCCUGACAUCCUACAACAAGUCAUUAAGGAUCAACAACCUGCAGAAAGCAAAAAUGUCGCUGACCAGCAUUCCAUUUUACUUCAUCUGGAGAGCCAGCGAGGUCGGAGGGCGGAUACUGUGCAUUGCCAUGUUUGCUUCUGUUUUCAAACAGUGGGUAUUUCUAGUGCUAGGCCUGCACUGGAUGAUCAUGUUCAUAUGGCUAAUUGGACAGAAGACCACCUUCUACGGGACCAGAUGUUUAGAGGUAGCCUUUAACUUACUCUGCGGAUAUGUUAUGAUAUUCUGUUUCUUAAAUCUCCGAGAGGGCCACACCCGGUUUCGUUUCGCCAUCUUUUAUUGUAUUAUGUAUACAGAAAAUUUGAUCAUGUUGGCAUUUUGGUUUCGAUUCACUCGUGAUCUCGGAGCCUGGUUUCACAUGUGGGUGUUUGCUGCUGUUUUUGUGCUGUUUGCUAUUCAUAUGACAUUUCAGCUGUUGUAUUACAUGGUUUUCCACCCCACUAAGAACAUUCAGCUGUGUCUCCCAUGCGAUCGGUUUUUAAUCUAUAGCAGCAUGUGCACUGAUGUGUCACCGCAGUUAGGGAGGAGCGGUAAAAUCUUGUACAAUUACAGGACCGAUGUGGAGGAGACAGCAAGUCAGCCAGCUGUGGGUACAACCGUAUAA